CGUCCGCCAACAUUUGUGACCGAAUUUCGCGGCAAAAAUAAUUCAUUGACAAGUGCACGGAGAAAGUGAUCUUUGUUUGCAAUAUUAUUUUAUUGUACAAGCUCUCGACGUAUUAAUAUAUUGAUAAUAACUUGUUAGCGUAUGAAGAAUUGUAAGAAAAAAAAUGUAGCUGUAUUUAUGUGUCAAGUACUACUGUAGCAAAGUUAUCAAGGAUCUAGCUAGUAGGCUAGUCAACAAUAUUUUACAACAUUACUGUAGUCUUUCUAACCAGUUCCUGAUCUCUGGCUUAGUUACUUUGAUGAGCAGUGGUUUUGGAUAACGUACACGUUGAUCAGCUCAGUAUUGUAAUUGUAAAACAAUGGCAUCGGUCAGUACAUAUGACAUCAAAUCGGAGCUGGAAAUGUUCGACAUUACUUGUGACAAUGACAUGGUUUUUGAUAAGAUGUUGGAGCAGUGUCUGUGUAACAGGUUGCAGGGGGAAGAUAUUGUCUUGGAGUGGGUAGCUUUUAGCACCACCAAAGGAGGAAUGAAGCUCAAUCUAGACACCCUGGAGCAGUUUGAGCAUGAGGUUCUAAACAAAAAGAACAAGUUUAAACUUGGAUUAUCAAAAAGAGAAGAUUCCCACAACAGAACCAGGGACAUCAACUCACUACAGGACCUAAUCAAAGCUGAGGAGGAAGAGGAGUCUCUUCUAGAUUCUUACUCCACCCCGGCCAAGGGCUCUCAGAAGCGACGCCUCACCACUCCGGAACAUCCCCAGUCUAAGAGGACUGCAGCCCUUAUAGCCAGCCCUGUUCUGCUGCUGUCCCCAGCCAGCUUUUCCCCCAGUUCCACCCCGUCUCAGAAGUACAGUCAGCGUGGAGGUCGGGGGGAUGUGGUGUCUACGUUUGGGGCUGUCCAAGGCACUCCUUGGAUGGGAAGAGGAGGGCAGCAGCAGGGGGCUCAGCUGGAGCUCCUGGAGGGGUCAGAGGACUCACUGAUUAACAACUACAAAUAUAUGUUCCAGAGACUGAGGGAUGUUCGGAACGUGUUAACAGAAAAGAUUGAGUUGCUGGGGGAGGAACUGAGGACCCACUUCAGCAUAGAAGAAUUCUCCCCUUUGUCUUUACCUGCACAGGACUGUGUGACUGUCUUGGGACAGGUGUGCUGUGACAGCAACGGGAAGCUCAACGCCCAAUCAGUGCUGUUGGAGGCAGGGCCAGAGCAGGGCGGGCAGCAGGUGCCAGUAGACCUGACUGAACUGCGAGAGUAUUCACUCUUCCCAGGACAGGUUGUUAUUAUGGAGGGGAUGAAUACCACGGGGAGAAAGCUGGUGGCAUCUAAACUCUAUGAGGGUGUCCCUCUACCAUUCUACUCAAGUCCCAUCAAACAGGAAAUCGACAUGGAUAUAGAGAAACCAGGGCAGCUGAUGGUGAUGGUGGCCUGUGGACCCUACACACCUUCUGAUGGCUUAACUUUUGACCCCCUCAUUGACAUCAUCAAUGUAAUCGUCAGGGACCGCCCUGAUGUUUGCAUACUGCUGGGACCCUUUGUGGACUCCAAGCAUGAACAGAUAGAGAAAUCCCAGCUGACUGAGACGUUUGAAGCGAUUUUCAACAGAUGUGUGGGGAGCAUCAUUGAAGGCACCAAAGGAGUUGGAUGUCGGUUGGUGUUGGUUCCUUCGCAGAGAGAUGUACACCAUCACUUUAUUUACCCACAACCCCCUUUCACUCUGCAUGACCUCAUCAAGGAUGACGCAGAGCGUGUGACCCUGGUGCCUGACCCCUGCACCCUACUCAUCGAGGGUGUGACCUUUGGCAUAACCUCUACAGACAUCCUUUUCCAUAUGGGAGCAGAGGAGAUUAGCUGUGCUGCUGGUUCAGACAGAUUCUCUCGCAUCUUGAAACACAUGCUGAUCCAAAGAAGCUACUACCCUCUGUACCCCCCUGUGGAGGACGUGAACAUGGACUAUGAGAAAUUCCAGAGCUAUGGCCAGAUGCCCGUCUGUCCGGAUGUGCUCAUUGUCCCCUCUGAGCUACGUUACUUUAUCAAGGAUGUGCUUGGCUGUGUGUGUGUAAAUCCUGGAAGACUGACCAAGGGCCAGGUGGGAGGGACCUACGGCAGGCUGCUCAUUCAGAAAUGCUCUACAUCAAUAGAUGGAAAGAGACUGAGCCCCUGUGUGGCCGGCCAAGUGGUCAAGAUCUAACCUGAUUGAAGACAGACUGAAGAUUGUUCUCUCUCACUAAAUAUCUUAUGUCAUGCCCUCUUCAUAUUAGUGACCAGGACCUUCAGUCCUUUGAUAUGAAUCUAGCUAGCUGUUUCAAAUGUCAUUACGUUUUCUGUCCUGUAUGCACUUGGUAAUUGAAAUGAUUUAAUGUCAAUUGGGAGUAUUCCAGAUAUGGAAUGUCAAUAAAU
Esox lucius (northern pike) is the source of this 2394-nucleotide messenger RNA. It is a transcript of the gene pola2, whose product is annotated as polymerase (DNA directed), alpha 2. Gene Ontology annotation, biological process: DNA replication; DNA replication initiation. Lineage: Eukaryota; Metazoa; Chordata; Actinopteri; Esociformes; Esocidae. Gene Ontology annotation, molecular function: DNA binding. The transcript has 18 exons. Gene Ontology annotation, cellular component: alpha DNA polymerase:primase complex. The coding region runs from base 359 to 2185 and encodes 608 amino acids. The record is from RefSeq and is a predicted model, not a curated record.